Messenger RNA from Anguilla anguilla (European eel), 2930 nucleotides. Its product is annotated as podocalyxin-like. Gene Ontology annotation, biological process: cell migration; positive regulation of cell-cell adhesion mediated by integrin; negative regulation of cell-cell adhesion. Lineage: Eukaryota; Metazoa; Chordata; Actinopteri; Anguilliformes; Anguillidae. The record is from RefSeq and is a predicted model, not a curated record. The transcript has 8 exons. The coding region runs from base 327 to 1508 and encodes 393 amino acids. Gene Ontology annotation, cellular component: apical plasma membrane; microvillus membrane.
GCAGUUCGAGUAGAGUACUAGACAACUCCAGCUUCCGUUAACUGUAGAGGGGGCAAACGAUAGCGUUUAAUUCAGCGCACAUAAGGACCUGGAAAAAACGCAAUCUAAUCUAAGGAGUGUAGAUUAGACAAAGCUUUUGUCUUUCAGCAAAGAAAUGACAUUGGGACACGAUCAUCUCUUGAAAUAUAAGAACGCAUUAACGAGCUGAAAUACUUCCCACGCUAUUUCACCUACAAGGAGGAAUUGCAUCUACAUGUAUUCUGAGUUCACCAUCACGAAGUGACACUGAUCUGAGUUUGUGCAGGAACGGUGAGAAAGGAAUCAAAAUGCGCGUAAUCCGUGCAGUUAUUUUACUUGGAUUUUUUUGCCAGCACGCCCGAGGUGAACCUGUCAACCCCAAAAAUGACUCUGCCAUUGAAAUGCACAACGUGACCGAAAACAAAACGGAAGACACCAAAGCAGUUACCGUCACUGCCACCCCCGUAAGUGCCCAAGGCACAGAAAAGAGCUUGAUGACACCCCAAGGCUCCAUUGCUGGUUCUUCCCCUUCCCCAACGACGGUAACAAGUUCAGGUGGUUCUGAACCUUCUUCCACCACUGACUUCAGAAGCUCUACUCACAUUCUUACUACGUCCACCAGUCCAACACCUGGGGAUAAACGGGUCUCCAAAGCCCCCCACUCAAGCUCCACGGUUUUUACGCCUUCUACCGUGUCCCCUAGCCCAGUCCAAACAACCAAAGCCACAGAAGUGGUUCUGUCUGCCUCAACUUCCUACACCACAGCAACCACAGGCAUGUCUUCCAAGCCCAGGCUAACAACAAAAACCAUGGUCCAUAUAACCCAGAAAACCUCAGCAUCCACCUCCGGCAGUGUGAAUCAGUAUGUCCUGACCACAAGCACAUCUGCAACCAAGAGCACGGCCAUAGCCUUGGGCAUGAGGACGACCACCACCAGCACGGCUGUUAACACCUUUCAAAAGCCCUUCAAUAUGACCUUCUCCACAGAGGAUGACCGGGGAAAGGACGGACAGGGAGAGGAAGACUUGUAUAAGAUCUGCCAGAAGCUGAUGAAGGACAUGCAGAAAGCAGAGUGCUCGCUGAAGGGACGUUACGGAGAAAACAGUGAAAUUAUUUUUGAGGGUGGAGUCAUUCGAGUCAGCCCUACGCUUUUGGAAGAAUACUACAAAGAUCUCAAGAGCACACCUGACAACACCACGCUGAUCGCCGUCCUGGCUUCCUGUAGCGCCCUGCUGGCAGUGAUAAUCGGCCUGGCCGUCUACGCGGUGUGCCACUGCAGAGCCAACAGAAAGGACCAGCAGCACCUGACAGAGGAGCUGCAGACGGUUGAGAACGGUUACCAUGACAACCCCACACUGGAGGUGAUGGAGGUGCAGCCGGAGAUGCAGGAGAAGGUGGCCCUGGGUGGGGAGCUAAACAGCAGCUGGAUCGUCCCCGGCAACAGCCUGCCCAAAGAGGACAUACCCGAUGAGGAGGACACACACCUGUAGGCCACAGCCUUUCCCCUUUGACCCCUGAGGUCAACAUGGAUAUGCUACACGCCAGUGAAAAGGAUACUGACAAAUGACUGCGGUCACCAUGGAAACACUGCCAAGCCAGAAGAGAGCACACAUUGGUUGGUGUGGUCACUUAGCUAUAUCACAGAAUGACUUUCUGUGCACCAAUAUGUGAAAGUAUUUAAAUCAUAAAAUGCCAAACUCUCACCCCCAAACCCAAAUAUACAAUCUCUAGGCACUAAAGCUGUAGCUCCUGCCUUGGUCCCUGUGAUGGUCAUGUGACUCCAAUCUGCACAAUUUAACAACUGAAUGUACAGUGCACUAUUUUAAUCUUUAAAAAUAUGCAUGUAAAAAUUAUAUGUAUUUAACUGAUCUUGGAUAUUGUAUAAGGGAAUGCAAUUAACGCAAAAAAGGUUCUAAAUUCAAUUCAACAUUCAAUCUCCUACAGUCGAGGCCCUCAGGUUAGUGGACUGAAUGUACUGCCCCUGGGUUGUGAGGAUAUCUCAUCCCUGGAACGCUUACGGCACUUUUCUGGAGUCCUUGUGACUGGCUCGCUAGUCAGGCUCAUGGGCCCAUGGUAAUAUAAACCUGACCUGGCUGACACUCUGACAUGAGAACUUUCCUGCUUUGCUAAAAGGCAUGUGACAUGGCUAAUGCCACACACAUUAGGAUGAAAUGUGCAAUUGGCUUUGAGAGUCCCAGCGACUCCAUCGCAUGUUGUUGUCAUGUGAUAUGCAACAGCCAAUCAAGACUUCUGGGAGGUCUGGUUAAAUGUGUUGUCUAUACGUGUCGUAUUGUUUUUAAGGAGUACCAAUAGAUAAGACCAGGCAAGUGAUAGUUAGUGGCACAUACGCUGAAGCCAACCAACAUAUGCCCCCUGCCCUGAGACAGCAAAAGUUCCCUUUUGGCUGCAUAUUAUUAAAUAUUUUUAUUUUCAACCACAGGUGCCCUUUGCAAUGACAAAAAUCUAUCAGUAAAAAAUCUACCCCGUCCUGGUGAUCUGUAAUCAUACUCAUUGCAACCCGCUCCCAAAAAAGACUGUGCACAGCCCUAUCACAAAUAUAAUCUGUGGCAAUUGAGCUUUUAAGGCUAAUGCUUUCAUUUCACAGAGACACCCCCAAUCCCAGUGUAGUGAAUGAUUGCUUGGGCAAUUUUAAUAACUGACAAAAACAACCUCUGAAAGUAAGGAAAUUACCAGUGUAAUCACUAUCUUUGUAUAUAUCCUGUGUAAAAGUGAAUUUGUCCAACACACUGUGCAAUGGUAAACAACAUCCAGUAUUAGAUCCAAGACCCAAUACAAAAGGGCCCUGAUAUUAGAAUCUAUGCUUAUGGAAUAUCUGUGCCAAGUUCUGUGGGCUAGGUUAAACAAACUGAUCCAUUUUUGUAUAAUACCAAUAAACAUUUGUGGAAACAUAC